Parascedosporium putredinis is the source of this 1497-nucleotide messenger RNA. Lineage: Eukaryota; Fungi; Ascomycota; Sordariomycetes; Microascales; Microascaceae. The record is from the annotation of a GenBank genome assembly.
AUGUCAAGCCGAUCGGCCUCCGGUCUCGACAGUAAUGUGAACGAAAAGGGUCAGCUGAGGCACUUAGCUCUCCACGGCGACUCAUCUAUUCAAGUAGCUCUGGCCCUUGGCUCCCUCAAGACUCCCAACCGGCUCCAGUUUCUCGCUCGUCAUCACAGCGAGAGCAGCGUCCCUACUUUGCCCACGUCAGAUCUGACCGUCCCCAGCACACGAAGCCUGCACCAGGAGAGCAGGACCGUCGACGCCCUUGUUCUCCACCGAAACACCCUGGCCCCUAGGAGUUCCUUCUUCCUCUACGAUAGCGAGGCCGACGCCCUCACCCGCGACACGAGCAAGUCCAAGGCUCAGCUGCUCUCUGGAAAAUGGAAAUUUCAUCACUCCACCUCUCCCUUCUACGGGCCGCAACACUUUUAUGAGCCCGAAUUUGAAUCCUCGGAAUGGGAUGAGGUUGAUGUCCCCGGCAUGUGGCAAUGCCAAGGGAACCCGAGCGAAUUCGACGUGUCAAAAUUUGUUAAGUACGACGAAGACAACCUUCUCGCCGUCGAGGUUUAUCAGCGAUGCGACGGCACGUAUCUCGAGGACCAGGAUCAGAUUUGGCUUAGCGGCAUUUUCAGGGACGUCUACCUGCACUCUUUCCCCAAGGCUCACCCCGAGGACUUCCACGUUCACACUAUUCUUGACGACCACUACAAGCAUGCGGAGCUUAGGGUGGACAUUACGCUGUCCCGAGCCGCUGACGUCGCCCUCAAGCUUUUAGACGCAGAUGGAAAUACCGUAGCAGAGGCCGCGAAAAGACUAGACCCCAAGGGCCAUAUCAGUGUUGAUAUCAAACACCCCCAUAAGUGGACUGCGGAGACGCCCUAUCUCUAUACACUUGUGGCGAGUCUGUGGAUCAUCGAUGAGGCCGACCUCGAAUGUCACGGUUUCGGCGCGGUCGGCGCAGAUGCUUCGAAAUUCACCUCGGACAACCCCGAGUGGACCGACGCCUACGUGGACCGAGCACGUCAGAUGGUCCAGCGGGACAAGAACCACCCUUCCAUCGUCAUUUGGUCCCUAGGAAACGAGGCGUUUUACGGCCGGAACCACAAGGCCAUGUAUGAUUUCAUCAAGACGGUGGACACGAGCAGGCCAGUUCAUUACGAGCAGGACUUUGACGCUCAUAGCGCCGACAUGCACAGCCGCAUGUAUGCGAGCGUUGAUUCCAUUAUUCGCAUGGCAGAGGAGAAGGAAUGGAAGAAGCCUCUUGUGCUGUGCGAGUACGUGCAUGCCAUGGGCAAUGGCCCCGGUGGCAUUAAAGAGUACAUCGACGCCUUCUACAAGUACCCACGACUGAUGGGAGGAUUCGUGUGGGAGUGGGCAAAUCAUGGGCUUAAAACCAAGAAUGCAGAGGGCGAGUGGUAUUAUGCCUAUGGAGGGGACUGGGGCGACGAUCCUCACGACGGCCACUUUUGCAUGGAUGGUCUCCUUAAUUCCGACCACACGCCCACCCCGGAUUGA